AUGGACCUCCGAGUCGUCCAGGUCCUUCUUCUCAUCUUUUCAUUCGUCUUGGCUCUGUUCCUCCUCAUAGCCUCGUCCAAAUAUGCGGCUUGGGCGAAAGUCAUGACAGCAGCGACAGGGAGUUGGCUGUCGCUAGUCUUCUAUGUCGGUGCCAUCCCGCUGAUGUCUCUCGUCUAUGCCACCGCGCAUCUCGCAGCAUUACAGUUCAACGGCCUCCCAACCCCACCGUACCUGAAGAAGAACAAGAACAACACUCCGAGCCCAGCCCCUGCACACGAAGCACCAUACGACCCCAACUACGGCGUGAGCAGCACGAUGUUCAUUCUGGGUGUGUCGGUCCUCCAUUUCCUAGCCUGGCUCGCCCAAUCCAUUCUCUGCACAUCUUGCGAAUUGGCGCCCAUUCUGGCGGGCACACAGGGCCGGGUUCCUCGAUGGUGUCCUCAAUCGCGGUUCAAGGACAUCGGCACACCAGGACUUGCGAACAUGCUGGGCACGCUGGCGACGGUCAAGGAUGUCUUGGAAUGGGGCAUGGUCCUUCUGACGAUCUUGCUGAUCGAAUGUGCCCGGCGCGAGUAUAUGCGCGCAGUGCAGGUACAGCACGAAGCAUUCCUGGGCGCGGGUGCUGGCGUGGACUUUGGCGGGCGAAGUCGAGGGUUCGAUGGGGCGGACUCGAAAAAGCCUGGCGUGGCGGUUGAAUUGAGCGCGGUUGAGAUGAGUGGACCAAAGCCGGUCACCUCGGACGGGCAGGAUCAGGGACAGGGACAGGAGCAGGGACAAGCCGACGCCCAAAUGCUACAGUCUCGCCGUGACGAACUUGAACACAGAGGUAUGCAGAAGGUUAUGCCACAUGUACAGGAGCGGGAGAACAAGUGGUUGCGACUCCAACAGCCGGAACAACCGUUUUUGUCGCAACAAACAUGGAGCCGAGCUCCGAUACAACCCCAAAUUCAAGAUUGGAGUGAUGGAAAGGACAACGGCACCACCAGCACAGGCUUGCAGAGAAACGGCACGCUGAAUCACAUGUACGAAUCGAGGGUCUAG
Molecule: messenger RNA, 1041 nt
Organism: Capronia coronata CBS 617.96
Lineage: Eukaryota; Fungi; Ascomycota; Eurotiomycetes; Chaetothyriales; Herpotrichiellaceae
Exons: 3
Coding region: 1-1041 (346 amino acids)
Source: RefSeq, a predicted model, not a curated record